AUGGGCUUCUUUGACAACGAUUCCGAGGAGUACCGUCACCACGAAGUGAUGACCAAUCGCCCUCACGAGGCGAAGUGGUCCCACGAGCUGAUCGGCGGUGCCGCAGCCUACGAGGCCAUGAAAGCCUACGAAGACCAUGAGGCUCGCAACGGUACCCAUGCCCGGACACUCUACUCCCCUGAUACGUACGCAGACCAGGCCACUGACAUCUUUUUGGAUACAGGCCAGAUUGACAACCAUGCCAAGGCCAAGGAGGUUGUCGCCGGCCUCAUCGGCGCCUUCGUCGACCGCGAGGUGGAGACGAAGGGACUGGACUUCGUCGACCGCGAGAAGGCCAAGCGCCACGCUCGCGAGCGUGCUGAGCACCAGAUGGAGCAGAGCGGCCGCUGGUAG
This is a messenger RNA of Penicillium canariense, 393 nucleotides long. RefSeq names its product DUF3759 domain-containing protein. Bases 1 to 393 code for a protein of 130 amino acids. The transcript has 2 exons. The record is from RefSeq and is a predicted model, not a curated record. NCBI's taxonomy places the organism in Eukaryota, Fungi, Ascomycota, Eurotiomycetes, Eurotiales, Aspergillaceae.